Thamnophis elegans (Western terrestrial garter snake) is the source of this 2723-nucleotide messenger RNA. It is a transcript of the gene PATL2, whose product is annotated as PAT1 homolog 2. Lineage: Eukaryota; Metazoa; Chordata; Lepidosauria; Squamata; Natricidae. The transcript has 18 exons. The record is from RefSeq and is a predicted model, not a curated record. Gene Ontology annotation, biological process: P-body assembly; deadenylation-dependent decapping of nuclear-transcribed mRNA. The coding region runs from base 296 to 2530 and encodes 744 amino acids. Gene Ontology annotation, cellular component: P-body. Gene Ontology annotation, molecular function: RNA binding.
GCACCAAGGACCCCUCAUUUCAACCCUGAGCUACCAAUCUUCUGCUUUAUUGAACUCAGCUGCUCCGCGGGAUCGGGUUCGAAGUUAAGCCCCUUCCAGGGGCUCGCAAACCAGCUAGCCCCGCGCAUCGGAUCCACGCGGGAUCAAACUCCCGUGGCUGAGCCCCUUAAGGAGGGUGGUGUGUUUUUUUAAAUGGGUCCCGGACCGGCUGCCCCGCCCCUGAAAAGGCCCUUUAAAAGAGCCGGCAUGGCCGCAGGGAGGGACCGCUGCCGGGCGAAGGCGCUACGAGGGCUCCAUGGCCGAAGGAGGCGAAGUCGCGGGGGCGCCGGACGUGAUCCUAGAGGAUUAUUUCGUGAUGGAGGAGGAAGACACAGAGGAAGAACCGGUGAUUGACAAAGCAACUGAAGAGGAUGAUGUUGAUCUUUAUAUUAACUUAACAUUCACUUCAGGUAAAUCAGCAAAUCCUGGCCCCUCUGGGUGCUUCUAUAUUGACCUAGAUGUCCUUUCUUUUGGCUUGCAAGAGUACUCUGAAGACCAUAAGGCAAAGGCCUUGACAAAGGAAUCUCAGAAAGUGGCUGCGGCUGAUCCCGGGGAAGGGGAGGCGGUCGAUGCUGAAGGAGAAGAAGAGACCGGAGCUUCAGACGUGGAACCGAUGGUAGAAGAUGGGAAAGAAGACGAAAGUCUUCCCCAAGAGUCUCCACCCCAGUUUGCUUAUGGCACCAUGGAGGUAGAGGAAGAAGACAUGAGUGACCAUGAAGAGGUGCCUACAAGUAGGAAUGCAGGAGAACUCCAUGAGUUGGAUGAUCCAGCAGUCAUGAGCGCUGUGCGGAGUCAGCAUCUGCUGGAGAAGGAAGAUUCUGCUAUUCUGGAUAGCAAACUGGCCAACAAUCUUUCAGAUUUUGCUCCUGAUUAUUUGCCCCAUUCGAAGUGUUGUAUGUGGAGUCCAACUCUGAGGAGGAGCCCAUCGUUAUCUAUGAUGCAGGCUCUAGAAAGGGUGUGUCGUUCCCGGGCCAAUCUGGACUUCCUGACUUCACCACGGCGGACCAGCUACCUCAAUUCCCCUGAUGUGCACUGCCCGGCUUUCUGCGGGCGGACUCGGACUUCCAAUCCCCAGCGUUUCAUGCGUCAACAACCUCCAGCGACGUCACCUUCUCUAAGACCGCCUUUUCCGUUCACUCCACCCCGCAGGAUACGUCGUCCGUUUGGCCUUGGUCAGAUGUCCGGGUAUCCUUCUCCACCUCCGUUCCAACCGUUCUUUUCCAAUGCCGGCAGCCCCACAUGGGCUUUGACGCACACCCCCGAAACGCCACCAUUCAGCCCACUGAGUGGCAGCCAACAGAAGAUCAGCUUGCCCAGCCCAAUGACCCAACUGCAUCCUUUGCAUCAGCGAUUUCUGACCCAAAGACAGCGAGGACAAGAAGCGAGACUUCCCUCCAUGGACUCUCAGCCACCAGAAGCGGAUCCUUUCUCUGCUCUCAUGACUCCGGUUGAAAAAGAUUGGGUGAUAAAAGUCCAGAUGUUACAGCUGCAGAGUGAAAACCCCCAGCGGGAUGAUUAUUAUUACCAGGAGUAUUAUCGCAAGCUGGAGCACAAACAAGCCGAGAAAGGACACCUGGCAGGGAGCAAACCGGAGAUCCCUAAGCUAGUCACCCCAUAUAUCCAAAGAGUGGAGACCUAUGAAUCUGUAGUGCGGAUUCCAGGAUCCUUAGGACAGGUAGCCAUGUCCACCUGCUACAGUCCCCGCAGGGCUAUCGAUGCUGUGCACCAUUUCUCUCUGGAACAGGCGGUGGGAAACCAACGGCUGCAAGUCCUAUACCAGAUUGAGAAAAUGUAUCUUCUGCUCCUGGAGAUGGAGGACGCGCAGCGGGAACUGGAUCAGGCCCCCGAAGAGAUGCAUCCCCAGUUACGGGAGAAACUUCUUCACGGGGUGGAGCGCACUUACCAAGCCCUGAGAAUUGAGGAGCAUUCUGGGGAAGAAGAGGUGAAAGAGGAGUUUCUACAGAUACUACUGGUCGGGAAAGGGAAGCGCUUAGUGGCACGGCUUCUGCCGCAUCUGUCCCUGGGACAAGCCAAGACGACGCUCGUCACCAUUGUGCAACACCUUGCAGUGCUUAUCAAGAAGGACUUGCUGGAGGAGACCCUCUCUGUCCUCUACAAUCCUCUCUGUGACACCAUUGGACAGUUGACAUUUGGAGAGCUGAUGGAUAUCCUCCAGGAACUCACCCAGCUGCAGCCUGAUUCUAUCAAGCAGUCCCUCGCUUUGGUCUUUAGCAAUAAGUUUGCCAUCUCGCUGCUGUACCAGCUCUUAAGCCAUGGGGAGAGAUGCCUCUCUUCAGAUACAUCCCCGAAACCUGAUAACAAAGACUUGGAAAAAUGGGUGGACUUGGUGCUACUUGUUGCAAGAGAGCUCUCUCAAGUUCCCAAAACUUCCAUGGUGGAACCCCUUCACCUUCCCAGCAACCUUCUCUUCCUCUUCUGUCGCUAUGUGGACAAGGACACCGUGAAGCGGUUGGAUGUCCAGAUGGACUGAGGAUUAUCCAUGGUUAAAGGAAUGUGUUAUAUAAAAGGCACGUAUGGCUUCUGGUGCUUUGAUCUUGCCUGCGCGUUGAAUAGCUUGGGGAUUGUCCAUCUUCAAUCUUUACGAGCUUUAGUAGAAAUGGGGCCAGCGGGGUGAUAGCCAGUUUGGUGUAGUGUAGCCCUCAGGAGCUGGGACACAGUUGGCG